AUGUCAUCAGUGAUCUUCCGCCCAGACAACCUCCAGAGCAUCAAAGAACUCAUCAACGCCUCCGCGCCCAUACACUCCUGGGCUCCGCUGAAGUCUUUCCGCCGCAUUAUAGUCUCUUUCUACGAUGAAGACUCCGCAAUCCGAAUCCGACAAAUUCUCGAUGGCGAGGCUAUCAUGGGCGAGCGAGUAAAGGUCUACUUUGGCCACCCAACCUCAAUCGAGAUCAAAGACGAGCAUUUAAAUCUGCCAGACGCAGGCAAGCUCUUUUUCAUCUCACCACCACCAUCUCCUCCUCACGGAUGGGAAAUGAAAUUAGAAGACGCACCAAAUAAGCAAGUACAUGCGGAGGAUUUGGCAGAAGCUUUGGCGAAGUUGCAUCACAGACCUCGGACAGAUCUACCUGCGAGCCCCAUUAGUGACAAUGAGGAAGGCGGCGGAAGGGCACGCAGUGGCAGUACAACAACGAUUUACCAUCCUAGUAAACACGGAUAUAGUCCUGGUCUGCCUGCUAUUUCAGUGGAAGAUACGACGGGAGAAUUUGAUAUCAGUCCGAUUGAGCAGGAGAAGCCUAUUUUCGCGCACACAACCAGACCUCCAGUAGAACUGAUGGAAGAAUAG
Messenger RNA from Lachnellula hyalina, 618 nucleotides. RefSeq names its product Calcipressin-2 (gene RCAN2). Gene Ontology annotation, biological process: calcium-mediated signaling. Gene Ontology annotation, molecular function: calcium-dependent protein serine/threonine phosphatase regulator activity; nucleic acid binding. The coding region runs from base 1 to 618 and encodes 205 amino acids. Gene Ontology annotation, cellular component: nucleus; cytoplasm. NCBI's taxonomy places the organism in Eukaryota, Fungi, Ascomycota, Leotiomycetes, Helotiales, Lachnaceae. The record is from RefSeq and is a predicted model, not a curated record. The transcript is spliced from 2 exons.